Messenger RNA from Didymodactylos carnosus, 602 nucleotides. The record is from the annotation of a GenBank genome assembly. Lineage: Eukaryota; Metazoa; Rotifera; Eurotatoria; Philodinida; Philodinidae.
AUGCAAAUCUGUCCAGUAUUCUUGUUCUGUGCUCGAGUUGUACUAAGUAAGUCAACUGUUUUAGACAAUAGGUGCCUGAUUGACAAAUAUCCACCACCAUAUGUGGUAGAUUUGCCAUUGCCACCGUGUGGUCUACAAGCUACGAAAACGUACUUACCUGAGUCAGGGAUUGCUGGAGGUGUUGCAGCGGGUGUUGAUGCUGCAAGAAAAGCGAGAGUAUGUAGUCAAAGAGACAGAAUCAUGUUCUUGUCGAGCUAUUUGCCAUUGCCACCGUGUGGUCUACAAGCUACGAAAACGUACUUACCUGAGUCAGGGAUUGCUGGAGGUGUUGCAGCGGGUGUUGAUGCUGCAAGAAAAGCGAGAGUAUGUAGUCAAAGAGACAGAAUCAUGUUCUUGUCGAGCUGUAAGCUGGAAAUGAAGUCUAAUUUUGUGCUGAGCAGUCAAAUAUUCGUAUUCACUUUUCACCCUUUGUUCGAAGCAAAAGAAAAGAAAUCACUCUUCUUCUUAUUUCGUUUAUUUCUAUAUACGUCCAUAUCAGUUAUAUACAACUUAUUUUAUAUUUUCAAUCUCUCUUCCUUUAUUACCAUGACCCUAUAUAUUUA